GUUGAAUGUAAUGUGUCAUUUAUAAGUUGGGAAAAUAGAUAAUUGCAUAUGUCCUCUUGAAUCAGUUCAACUGGAUGAUGUAAUCAUCGAUCAUAUUAGAUCUCUCGCCUUUGCCUGGAAGACUGGCGCCGCCGCCGCCGCUGCGUCUGAGCUACCUAUUCCGCUGCACAUGUCAAUGGGCCCACCACUGGGCAAUUGGCGAUGGCGUUGGGCGCGUUUCUGGUCUAUGCGUCGUACGUGCACCGCACGGUGGCUCGGCCACCUUCUCCACUGCACACUGUUACUCGCUUAUGAGGAGGGCUGGUAUGGUCUGUUAAGAGAGACCUGAAGGAUUGGGGUAUCACCGAAGAGCUAGCUAUGGACAGGGGUGCAUGGAAGCUUGCUAUCCAUGUGCCAGAGCCAUGAGUUGGUUGCGAGAUCUUAUGGGUUUCACCUCUAGCCUACCCCAACUUGCUUGGGACUAAAGGCUUUGUUGUUGUUGUUGUUGUUGUUGUUGACUCGCUUAUGAGGAGGAGUACAACAUACAGCUAUUUGAUGUUUACCUGGGAAUAAACUGCCCAGUUUCUCAAAUCACUGUGGAGGAUUGCUUCUGACCUCUGCCUUUGCUCUUCUGCUCACUAGAACCUAAGAUUCACAGUCAUAUAAUGAUACACUACACUGGUAGCAAAGCAGAAUGCUUAGUAAGCCAUCAGUUGACAGAUCUUGGUACAGAGCUUUGCUCAAAUUGCUAAACCUGGUAUAACUAUUGGCUGCAGAUUAUUUGGCACAAGGACAAAGCAUUUCGGAGAUCUGCUGAGGGCUGGAAGUCAUUUCUGAAAUACUUGUAAGUUGCCAUUACCUCAGAAUGCUUUCAUGUUGAUGCACCUUUCCGUUGAUUUCUGAAUGCGCCUCUUCAUUGGAAUGAUCUUACCCAGUAUGUCCCAAAGAAGAAUGUACUACUUGUGAUUGCAUUUUAAUAGGGAAUGUUUUAUCUAAUAUACUGCUUUAGAAGGUCUGGUCCUGCAAAGUAAGCUGAAUUAUAUACACACAACAGGACAAAAUUUCAGCAUCAUACAUCAUGAUGAUUUCUGAUUAAAUUCCAAUCAUAUAGCCGCCCCUACAAUUUUAGUCCAUUUAGGGGUCAAAUUGGAUGGGUCAGAAUCAGCUGCCUCAGUUGAAAGUUGAACCAGGUACUGCCCACAGCAAAAUGCAGACCAGGAAACGCGGGUUGAAUUAAGUGAUCACAUGGUGUGCUGCAAAUGCAAACUAGGAAUUCCAACUUGAUCAGGGCCCCAAGGAUAAGGCAUGCCCAGAAACCAUGGGUUCCAUCAGCCAUCAGCCCUCUCAUGCCCAAACACAUUUGAGACAUGCUGGUAUGGAUGGCUGGUCAUAUAAUUUUUUUAGCUUAAUGCCUCUAACAGGUGAAGUAAUCAGUCUACAGUACAUCAGCUAUCAUGGAGCUGGAAGCGUUGGCUCCACCCCACCCCUUACUGAUAACCCAAAAUCUGGUCCCAAAAAAUCUGAUCAAAUGAUUUAUCACAUUGUCUGCGGCUGCAACAUUGCAUGCAGAGCACUCAUGGCCUUGUCUCCUGUAGUCCUGCCCACUACCUUUUCUGGUAGCUACACAUAACCCAUCCCUUGAACUAUAAAUCCAUGACCUGCUCAACACAACUUCUUCAUCUGCAAACAACACCGCAAUCUGUGAAAAGCUCCAUCACAUCAUCAGAGCAGAAGUGCAGUUUAGCCAAGAACAUAUAACAGCCAUGAUCCAUUCAAAGAAGCUUGCUCAACUUGCCAAGAAGUGGCAGAGGAUGGUGGCAGCUGGUGGCCAGCAGACUGCAGACACCGACGGGUGCUGCAGCACUGCUUCUGUUGCAGACAGGGGCCACUGUGUCAUGUACACUGUUGAUGGAUCACGGUUUGAGGUCCCUUUGGUGUACCUUGGCACAAUGGUCUUCGGUGAGCUCCUGAGGAUGUCUCAAGAGGAAUUUGGCUUCUCUAGCGAUGGCAAGAUCACAUUACCUUUUGAUGCCUGUGUGAUGGCGUAUGUGAUGUGUUUGAUUAGGAGAGAGGCCUCUGAAGAGGUUGAGAAGGCGUUCCUGAGCUCCAUAGCAAUGCCUUGCCACAGUGCGAGUUGUGUAGCUUCAGUGAGACUUAAUCAGCAAUUUGCUGUUUGUAGCUAGUGAUAAAUGUUUUUGUUCAGUUGAGUGUAAAUUGAAGAAUUGUAGGGAAUGAAAAGAAUAUACAGAUCUUCUCUCGUC
Messenger RNA from Triticum aestivum (bread wheat), 2240 nucleotides. Its product is annotated as auxin-responsive protein SAUR36. The coding region runs from base 1743 to 2162 and encodes 139 amino acids. Gene Ontology annotation, biological process: response to auxin. The record is from RefSeq and is a predicted model, not a curated record. The transcript is spliced from 2 exons. NCBI's taxonomy places the organism in Eukaryota, Viridiplantae, Streptophyta, Magnoliopsida, Poales, Poaceae.